Paracoccidioides brasiliensis Pb18 is the source of this 1359-nucleotide messenger RNA. RefSeq lists its product as uncharacterized. The transcript is spliced from 6 exons. Gene Ontology annotation, molecular function: N,N-dimethylaniline monooxygenase activity; NADP binding; flavin adenine dinucleotide binding. The coding region runs from base 1 to 1359 and encodes 452 amino acids. The record is from RefSeq and is a predicted model, not a curated record.
AUGCCCCCAAGCGAAGAAAUCAAAGCGUACAAUGAGAGUGUCCUUGAGAGAUAUUCCCUGGGGGACAAAUUGGUCUUCUCGACUGAGGUCAUCCGCUGCGAAUGGAAUGAGGAGACGAGCCUUUGGACAAUGCAUCUCCAAAACCUCCAAACGGGAGAAAAGUAUACUCAUAAAUGUCAGAUACUAUUCAACGCUGGAGGCCUUCUUUCUGUGCCUCGCAAAUGCGAUAUCCCUGGCAGCGAGAAAUUCAAUGGUCAUAUCUUUCACUCAGCACAGUGGGAUGCCGCUGUGAGUUUGAAGGACAAGAAUGUUGUCGUUAUCGGGAAUGGCUGCACUGGAGCUCAAAUAGUUCCCGCGAUUUUGCCUGAGGUGAAGCACCUCACUCACAUUAUCAGGUCAAAACAUUGGAUAUAUCCAGCUGCGAAUCCCCCUUAUCCUCCGUUGCUAAGGUGGAUAUUCCAGAAUAUUCCCCUUGCCUUGCGGCUACACAGAAUACAUCUCUUUCUAUUAAUCGAGCGCAGUUUGACUUUAUUUAAAAUGUCCAAGAAAGGAACAGUAGUGCGGCAAGAAAGACAGGUGAAGUCAGAACGGUUCAUGCGCAAACACGCACCAGCCAAAUACCACGAUCUUCUCAUUCCUGACUUCGAUUUCGGUUGCAAGCGCCGAAUUUUCGACGUCGGUGGAUAUCUAAAAGCCUUAAACGCAGAGAACAUCACAUUAACCGAUGAAAAGCCAUUAGAAAUUCUCCCCGAUGGCUUAAGGACUAACCAUGGCAUCAUAAAAGCAGACGUUAUUGUGCUAGCUACUGGUUUUGAGACCAAAUUCCUGCACGCCAUGGAUGUCAUUGGGAGAGAUGGGCAGAGUGUCAGGGAACACUGGGACAAAUACCCGGGGCCAACGGCUUACAACAGUUCCGUGCUGAGUGGAUUCCCCAACUUUUUCAUGUUGUUAGGCCCCAAUUCGGCAACGGGACACACGUCUGCUCUCAUCGCGUCGGAGAAUACAAUAAAUUACGCUUUGCGUAUUCUGAAACCAAUUCUCACUGGAAAAGCCACAUCGGUCGAUAUUAAGGAGCAGGCGGAGAAAUCGUACGCUGAUAAAGUACAGGCUGCUCUGAACGAGACUGUUUUCAAUGCCGGAGGUUGCCAGUCGUGGUAUAUCCAAAAAAGCAAGUGGAAUGCAACAAUAUAUCCCUGGUCCCAGGCGUAUUUUUGGUAUAGGAGUCUCUUCCCCACCUGGUCUGAUUGGAACAUAGAGUGGAAAUCUAGGCAGCCCUCCCGGAGGAAAGGAAAAACUAUAGCAAUUUUAAUCACACUGAUAGCUGUAGCUUUGAAUGGGUUCUGGAUAUGGAAUUCAUAG